CUAUAGUAUUCUUUUUUAAAAUACAUAUUAUUUCUUCAUUUACUAUUCAUAUUCACAAUACAUAUUGAGAGGGAAAAUAUUUUGAUCUCAACAAAAGCAUGAUACCAUCAAUUAGUGGGGCCAAAGCAUUCUUCUUAUAUAUAAAAUGAACCGCUUGCGUAACCAUCAGUUAUGCUCUCGAGAAUCUGAUCUCUGCUGCUGCCUUGGAUGCGUACGUCUAUACAUCUACAUAUAAGCAAAUGAAUGAACAAAUUAUUCUCUCAACAAUCUGAUGCAGCAGUUAACUGAUUUGAAUCAACAAUUUUCCACUCUUUCUUUGAAUCAACCGUAACUAUAUGAAUGCGUUACGCAAUCAAAUUUUGUUCUCACAUGCUGAUCUGCAGCACUUCCUCUUGCCUCCUUUCUUUUCACCCCUCGCCUCAUCUCCGUCGUCUCGCGGAGAGAAAAACGGAAAAGCUUUCAAGGAAGAAACGUCAGGAUUCCCUGUGGCAAACAGACUGAAAUUACAUUGUGCCUCCCUCCCCUCCUGUUCCCCCUUCCGCGGCCCCUAUGUACAGUAUGCUUUCAUUUUCACAAUAUAUACCCGACCCCGCUUAUCCUGAUUCCGGCGCGUCAACGGUAUCUUUCAACGCUGAAAAAGUGGUGUGCUGGGGGGGGAUUGUGGAGCGUAUUGUCACUGAUCCUGGCACUGGUCAUCUCGCCAUAUUUACAGAAACAAGGAGGCAUAACUAUAGAUAGUAGCAUGACAAAAAAAAGAGGCCAAAGCCAAAGCCAAAGCCAAAGCGGCCCCUUCCCCCGUUCCCCUCCUUUCUUCAACUUGGAAUAGGACCCCAAAGUCGCCCUGUUAAUAAUACCCGCAGAUAGCCAGCCAAAGUCAACAAAAAGGACUUUGGCUUCUCUACCUAGUGUUGCUUGGACGCGCAACCCCCUCACAUCUCACAUUGUCUCGUCUUCCCUCAUCCUCGUCAUCCAUUGUCAACCAUGUACUACCUCCCGCCCGGGGGGGAGGAUGAACAAUGGAUGACGCGGGCAGGGGGGAUGGGAUGAAUGGAUGAACGGGACGGGAUGUCAUAUCCGUACCUCCCCUGCGUUGCAUGUGUGCAUGGAAGUAUGGUAUAUGGUAUGCGCGUCCCGCAUGUUCGAAAACUGCAAAACUGCAAAACUGCAAAAAACAAAACGCGCAUACACAUGCUGACAUACAUAAUUCCACAUCCCUCUGCUGCCUUGCAGAUUCGAUACGCGUAUUUUAGUGUUCUGUUUCCUUUGUUCCAAGACGACAGGACAGGACAACCCCCGUGUUCUUACGUAUGCGGUUUACGUAUGCCCUGUCGGUGGGAGCAAGGGGGGAAUAAUACAGAAGGAGGAAAGGGAGAUAUAACCUAAUAGAGAGAGAGAGAGAGAGAGAGAGAGAGAGAGAGAGAG
Molecule: messenger RNA, 1422 nt
Organism: Blastomyces dermatitidis ER-3
Lineage: Eukaryota; Fungi; Ascomycota; Eurotiomycetes; Onygenales; Ajellomycetaceae
Exons: 1
Coding region: 1048-1383 (111 amino acids)
Source: RefSeq, a predicted model, not a curated record